Danio rerio (zebrafish) is the source of this 1024-nucleotide messenger RNA. The record is from RefSeq and is a predicted model, not a curated record. NCBI's taxonomy places the organism in Eukaryota, Metazoa, Chordata, Actinopteri, Cypriniformes, Danionidae.
GAUGAACCACUCCCACACACCUAGUCAGACUGGAAAGAUCCGACUGCAUCUCUUGACUUCUCGCCUUUAUUCUUCAUAUUUUGGGUCUGUUUCAGAUUUAAACGGGUCUGAUGGAGGAGACACUCCGUCAUGUCAAAACAAGAGGGAAAAUUGGCUCACUGAAGGGAAAAGACGAAACAUGUUUGACCUGCACUCAGUGUGGAAAGAGUCUGAGAUGCCAAAAGAGUCUCAGGAAUCACAUGAUGAUCCACACUGGAGAGAAACCGUUCACAUGUGCUCAGUGCGGGACGAGUUUCAGACAUUCAUCAAAUCAUAAUAAACACAUGUUGAUCCACACUGGAGAGAAAACACACAAAUGUGAUCAAUGCGGCAAAACAUUUUUAAGGGCUUUAUAUCUAAAGAGCCAUCUUAGAGUUCACACAAAGGAGAAACCUUAUUCAUGUUCAUUGUGUGAAAAGAGAUUUAGAGAUCAGUCAGAUUUAGAUACGCAUCAGAAGAUCCACACUGGUGUGAGAGAGCAUGUGUGCUUUGAGUGUGAGAAGACUUUUAUUAGAGCUGGAGAUCUGAAACUGCACCAGAGGAUUCACACUGGAGAGAAACCGUACACAUGCGUUCAGUGCGGGACGAGUUUUAUACGUUCAUCACACCUUAAUGAACACAUGUUUAUCCACACUGGAGAGAAAACACACAAAUGUGAUCAAUGCGGCAAAACAUUUUUAAGAGCUUCAGAUCAGAAGGUCCAUCUUAGAGUUCACACAAAGGAGAAACCUUAUUCAUGUUCAUUGUGUGGAAAGAGAUUUAGACAUCAGUCAACUUUAAAAACACAUCAGAAGAUCCACACUGGUGUGAGAGAGUUUAUGUGCUUUGAGUGUGAGAAGACUUUUGUUACAGCUGGAGGACUGAAACGGCACCAGAUGAUUCACACUGGAGAGAAACCGUACAUGUGUUCACACUGCGACAAGAGAUUCAGUCGGUCGCAAAGCCUGAAAAAACAUCAGAGGAUCCACACUUAAGAGAAACCUUA